Artibeus jamaicensis (Jamaican fruit-eating bat) is the source of this 6411-nucleotide messenger RNA. RefSeq names its product neuralized E3 ubiquitin protein ligase 1B (gene NEURL1B). The transcript is spliced from 5 exons. The coding region runs from base 172 to 1884 and encodes 570 amino acids. Gene Ontology annotation, cellular component: early endosome. Lineage: Eukaryota; Metazoa; Chordata; Mammalia; Chiroptera; Phyllostomidae. Gene Ontology annotation, biological process: ubiquitin-dependent endocytosis. Gene Ontology annotation, molecular function: ubiquitin protein ligase activity. The record is from RefSeq and is a predicted model, not a curated record.
UCUCCGGCCGCUGCCUCCCUCCGGGCGCCCGCCCCAGCUGCCGCCCGCAGGCUCGCCUGUGCAGCCGUGAUGCCCCGCGGUCCGACCCCGGCCCGGGUCGCCGGCCCACCGGGUAAUUAGCAUUCGUGCGCUCUAAGCGCGCUGCCGCCAGCGCCGCGCCCCGAAGCAGCGAUGGGCAACACCGUGCACAGGACGCUGCCAGACUCGAGCCCCCCAGCGCGCCUUCUGGCCACCCGGCCGUGCUGUGGGCCUGGCCUUGAGCGGCGCCCCAUCCUGGGCGAAGCCCCGCGCUUCCAUGCACAGGCCAAGGGCAAGAACGUGCGCCUGGACGGCCACUCGCGCCGGGCCACGCGGCGCAACAGCUUCUGCAACGGGGUCACGUUCACGCAGCGGCCCAUCCGGUUGUACGAACAGGUGCGGCUGCGCCUGGUGGCCGUGCGCCCAGGCUGGAGCGGGGCGCUGCGCUUCGGCUUCACGGUGCACGACCCGUCGCUCAUGAGCCCGCAGGACAUCCCCAAGUACGCCUGCCCAGACCUCGUCACGCGGCCCGGCUACUGGGCCAAGGCACUGCCUGAGAACCUGGCGCUGCGCGACACCGUGCUGGCCUACUGGGUGGACCGACACGGCCGAGUCUUCUACAGCGUCAACGACGGCGAGCCCGUGCUCUUCCACUGCGGCGUGGCCGUGGGCGGCCCACUCUGGGCGCUGAUCGACGUUUAUGGCAUCACCGACGAGGUGCAGCUGCUCGAGAGCGCAUUCGCCGACACACUGCCGCCCGCGCGCAUCAGCCAGGCCCGCUUCAGUGCCUGCCCGCCGCCCGGCAGUCUCGACGCCGCCAACUUCGACAACAACGAGCUGGAGAACAACCAGGUGGUGGCCAAGCUGGGCCACCUGGCACUGGCCCGCGCCCCGGGCCCUCCACCCGCCGACAACGUGGUCUCCGCCAUCCCGUGCGGCCCCCGCGAGCGCCAGCGCCCCGCGUCCUCGCCUGCGCUGCUCGAGGCCGACCUGCGCUUCCACGUGAUGCGCGGGCCCGACGUGUGCCUGUCCACUGACCGCAAGGUGGCCUGCGCGCCGCGACCCGACGGCGGCCGCACGCUCGUCUUCUCGGAGCGCCCGCUGCGGCCCGGGGAGAGCCUCUUCGUGGAGGUGGGCCGCCCGGGGCUGCAGGCGCCCGGCACGCUGGCCUUCGGCAUCACGUCGUGCGACCCGGGCGGGCUCCGGCCCACCGAGCUGCCUGCCGACCCCGACUCGCUGCUCGACCGCAAGGAGUACUGGGUGGUGGCGCGCGCCGGACCGGUGACCAGCGGCGGCGACUCGCUCAGCUUCACGCUACGGCCUGGUGGCGACGUGCACCUGGGUGUCAACGGGCGCCCACGAGGCCGCCUGAUGUGCGUGGACACCACGCAGGCACUCUGGGCCUUCUUCGCCGUGCGCGGGGGUGCCGCCGGCCAGCUGCGCCUCCUCGGUGAGUGCCCGGACCUCGCUGCAGCCCAGACAGCGGUUCCCAAACGUACCCUGCAGUCUGGCCCUGCCAUCCCGUCGCCGUCGGGGUCCCUCAGCGGCUCGCAGGACGACAGCGAUUCCGACAUGGCCUUCAGUGUCAACCAGUCCUCCUCGGCAUCCGAGUCAUCCCUGGUGACAGCCCCCAGCUCCCCGCUGAGCCCCCCGGUCUCCCCCGUGUUCCCCCCACCGGAGCCGGCGGGCAGCAAGAACGGCGAGUGCACGGUGUGCUUCGACGGCGAGGUGGACACGGUCAUCUACACGUGCGGACACAUGUGCCUGUGCCACAGCUGCGGCCUGCGGCUCCGGAGGCAGCCCCGGGCUUGCUGCCCCAUCUGCCGGCGGCCCAUCAAAGACGUCAUUAAGAUCUACAGGCCGUAGCCCGGCCCUCGCACGGGCCUCGGCCGGAGCAAGGUCACCUACGGAAGCCCCUCGGGGCCCGGCAACCACCAUGGCCACAAGGGAGUCCAAGGGCAGCGGUCAUCUCGUCUGUCACUCCCCAGUGUUGGGCAAGAGGCAUGACAAUCAUGGAGACAGGGCCCCGGGGGUCUGGGGCCCAGCGAGGGUUGCUUCCAGCUCCAAAGUGCUUUGUCCUCAAGAUGCCACCCCAAGAGCAAACUUGGGAACUGCCUGGCAGACCGCCCAUCUCUCUGGUGACCUCCCGGCUGGGGAACAGUGUCCUCUGCGCAGUGCUUUUUGCUGGGGGGCCCGUGGAGUGGUGCGUGGUGCUGUGUGUGUCCGAGGAGGGGGAGGGGAGGGAGGGCGGCCGAGGAGGGAGAGGGCAUGUGUGUGGGAAGGAGAGAGGGGGCGCAUAGGUAUUUCCCCGGGGGUCCUGGCCCCGGGAGUUUAUGUAACACUAAGGAGUGUGCCGUCCGGAGGUCGGACACCAGCGGGACUAGGAGUUGUUCACUUUCUGGGGCUGCAACGUCAGCUGGUCUUGAGCGGACACAGGCUGCCCCAGAGCAGAACUCCCUGGGAUGGUAUGGAAAAGGGACGCUCAGAUUUUCUAAGAGGAGGAAAACACAGCUCACUGUUUACCGCUCCGGCGGGGCAAUUCCUCGGGGGGUUAGGUGGGCGGAGAACAUAAAAAGAACAAUUUGCUUGUUUGGUUUCCCGGAGAGGCGGAGAGGCGGUUGGAUGGGUGCUGCAGGGGAGCUCUGGGCAGGGCGACCCCCAGAAGCCUUUCCACCCCACCCCCACCCCCAGACAGCCUAAUGAUAAGCACACUGCACUUGACCCUGUGCCCUAGAUGCUUUGGGUCUGCAAUGGCCCGCCAUGUCCAAGGAGAAGACGAGCAACAGGUCUAUCUUUUCCUGGGGGGGGGAGGGGAGGGAAAGAAACCCAGAGGUAGGGACUCACCUGGAGCUGGAGAGGCCACUGCAGGGCACGGCCAGCUCCCCACCCUUCUGUUGUGACCCCGUGCCUGCGGGCAUCACCGGGGCAACCUGCUGGCAAAGCAGGAGGAACCAGGCUUUGCAACGGUCUUCGUUCUUAGCUUAUCCUCCCCUGCUGAUCACUAAGGUGUUCACUGGUCCUUGGGAUGUUAACUAGUAACUGAGAUUUUAACUGAGAAUCCUGACCUUGGCAUCUGUCCCCCUACCCAGGGCUAUUUGCUAGGCAUUUCCUGGGCCCCUAGCCCUGCCCUCGCCGCCUCCUUCCUUCUUGCCCCCCAGUUCUGGGCCCCAUACCUCCACCCUGUCCUGGGCUGGGCCUUUGGGCAAGUCCCCAGUCUGACCCAAAGGAAGCCUGGCACCUGCCCACUCCGGAGCCCUUGGGAGGACCAGCACAAAGUUCUGAGGGUCUGAGACCCUUGCAAAGAGCAGGUGGUGUUUUCAUUAGAAUUCCUAACCUGUCGUUCACCUGCUGAGGGAGGCAGGAGAAGGGGGAUGUUCAGAGCUCAGGCCCUCACGUUUGCUGGGUGUCUGGGGGCUCAGAGCCCAGCCGGGCCGCACCCUCGGCAGGUCCCUCGAGGCCAGUGGGCCGUGCCCUGGUGCUGGCGCUCCAGCCUGCUUCUCUGUCUGGGAGUGGCCACAGUGUUCUGAUGCCAACGGCAGAAGUCCUGCUUUUUCCCCUGCAAGAACCCCUGGUUGGUCCUUUCUGCCCCAGGGAAUUUGGGAAACACGCCCCCAUUUUAAUUUUUGCAACAGAAUCUUUGGGGGGGAGCUGCCAAAAUGAGAGUGUGAGAAUCCAGAUGACAUUUGAGGCCCUGCUGAGCCUACUCAGCUGGAGCUUUCUGGAGCCUUCCGCUGCCCCCGUGUGCUGGCUGUGGGCAAAGGCCCUGUGUGGGAGGACUGUCCCCCUGUCCCCCCAGGACUGUAGUUCUCCAGGCAGCAGGCCCCCUGACCUGCCAGAGCCACAGUCACGAGCUCCGGUGGUCUCGGCGGCCUGGGGAACCAGCUCCUGUCUCCUGCCACUUGCCCUUCCUGACCCCUCCCCGACUCGGGUUCCAGCCAGGAUCACAUACAGACACCACCAGGAAACCAGCAACCAAGGGCCUGGGCCCAGGGUGGGUCAGGCUGCGUCCCUGGCAACCUGUCACCUGGGUGAAAGGAGUGAGCAGCCUGUUUGACUUGCUCUGCAGUUGCUAUAAAUAGUUUCCUGCCUCCAAGAGGAAUUAAGGGCGUGUUUAUCUCCUAAAAAGCAGGCAUUUCCUGAUGCUCUGAAUUGAUUUCUUCAGCUCUCCAAAAGAGCUGCUCGCUGUGCCCUCAGGCUUUGUCUUGAGUGGGGGGCAAGAGGAGGGAGAGGGACCCUCUGGUCUCUUCUGUGCCUCAGUGCCGGGAGGGGGUGCCACAACACGGCACCCCUGGAGCCCGGGCCCAUUGCCAUCCGGGGUCAUGUCUACAACGAUGACAGCGAGUAUAAGACACAGCAUUUGGGGUACCUCCAAGGAAAAACGCUGCCAGCUGUAACUGUGAGAUGCCACCGCUAUACAGCCCGUCCCCACCAGAGCUGUUGAAAUGUGGCGGGGAGCCCUGUUACUUAGAAUCCAUGAAACAUGGGAUUACCCCCAUUUGGCAGGUACGAAAACUGAGGUCCUGGGAGUGACGUGGAAUCCCAGAGCAGGGCGUGGCGGGGCUGGGAUGCACACCCAGGGGUGGGUGGUGCUGAAUCCCCUCCUCCGGUGCUUGGCCUGGGUUCCAGGAGGGUGGGGCUGCCUGAGUUUUCUUCCUGGAAACUGGUCCCAGUGACACCUAGAGAGUCUGGGCGCCUCUCCUGGGUGGAGAGUCCCAACCCCUGGCUGUGGCCCCCAGGCUACCCACAGUCCAGAAGGACAAGUGUCCUUCCUUUUAGGCUCCUCUGUCUAUUCCUCGUCUUCUCCGCACUAAGCUGAACUGUGUGGGAGCUUGGGUCCAGUCCGGGGCCUCCAUGUGGGGCAGCUUUGAGGAGGGCCAAACGCCUUGUCCCAGCACCUUCCUGGGCCUCAUGACCUCCAGCAGUGGGUUGGAAGAGACCAGAGGAUACCCCUGUGUUGUGGCCUCGGCUGGAGUUUUUUGAAUUGUCAGAGAAACUGGGCUGUUUCUAAGUCAAAAGAAGCCUCUUUUUCUGGUCCACUCCCAGAACUGGGAGUCUUCCAGGACUCAGCUCCCCGGGCCCGCUGCUCCCCACGAACUGCAGCAUCACCUCCCCAGCCAUUCAUCACUCAUGGGGCAGUGUGGUGCGUGUUUGGGCGCAGGGCUGGGGACCGGGACGAAAGAAAAGGCCCGCACGGAGCUCUCACUGCAGAGCAGGAGAUGGACCGAUUUCUUGCAUUUGACUUGAUUCCUCCAGUAUCCGCUCCUGUGCUUGCACGUAAUAGGUACCCAUGAAAGUUUUGCUGAGUAAGUGAGCAGUCAGGUUAUGAGUGUUCAAGGUGUCGAUAAGACAGGUGUAUGUGCACACGGAGUCAUUCAACAAACAUCUGCUGAAUGCCUACUAGGGGUGGGACGCUCGGAGGACAGCGCCCUAGGUCUGAGGCCAGAGGGGGAGACGUUGAGGGGGGAUGAGACAUUGGGGCGGACGUCGCUGGCCAUCCUGUUCCCUUGGGGUCUGUCUUGGCGAGUGCCCGACAGCUGCUCUCUGGACCCAGGGCCUCCUUCCAGCGGCCUCCUCUGCAUUAGGAAUGCCGGGUGCCUCGCAGUUGGUGAGCUGCUGCCAGAUGGCCUGGGCCAGAACCCCCAAAGUCCCCACCUGGGGGAUGACCAUUCUCGGGUUGUGCCAGGGACAUGCGAGGAGACAGCUAUCUGCUCCUCUCAGGCCUUGGGACCGGUUCCUGAAGUCAGUCCCCAAGUUCUGGGAAGACCCCGGGGCAGUUCCAGUUCGGAAGGGGUUGUGCAAAGUCUGGGAGACCCCCUCUCUGCCCCCUUCCUGGCAGAUGGGGCCUCCCAGCUUCUCGGAAUUUCAUUUUCUCACUGUCUUUUCCAAGUCCCUAAUGCAGUGACUUGUACGACAAUCUGUCUGUGCCUUAUGAAAGUGUCUGUGCACUUUUUAUCCUUUUUAAAAGCGACUUUCAAAAGCGGGCAGGGGACCGGCAUGCACUGUAGUGUUCUAGAAACCUUCAGUGGUAGCCGCUGAAAUCCCUCCGCACUGGGUUUCCGAGGGCGGAGCGUCCUGUCCCCCGCACACCCCACUACCUGUGUGCAGAGCUUUUAAAAAAAAUGUCUCCUGCUCUUCUGGUCCAUAUUUUUCUGAUUCAAUACUGUGACCUCUCCAAUACAGUCUGACCUUUGGGGAACUGUAACCAAGGUGUUCAAACUUGGGGCAACGUGGGUUGGGAAGGGUUUGCACUGGUUUCUGUGUGUUGUGCUUUCUGUGUGAGGUGUGUUUGGAUUUUUUUUGGUCUGUUUUUAUCUGUUUUAUAUUAACAGAAGUUUCCUGUUUAAAAAAAAACAAACAAAAAAGAAAAUACAACCUGGCUGGUUAAAAAAGAAA